Messenger RNA from Xiphophorus hellerii (green swordtail), 3549 nucleotides. RefSeq names its product glycerophosphodiester phosphodiesterase domain containing 1 (gene gdpd1). Gene Ontology annotation, molecular function: phosphoric diester hydrolase activity; phosphatidylcholine lysophospholipase A1 activity. The record is from RefSeq and is a predicted model, not a curated record. Bases 204 to 1157 code for a protein of 317 amino acids. Gene Ontology annotation, biological process: glycerophospholipid catabolic process; N-acylethanolamine metabolic process. NCBI's taxonomy places the organism in Eukaryota, Metazoa, Chordata, Actinopteri, Cyprinodontiformes, Poeciliidae. Gene Ontology annotation, cellular component: endoplasmic reticulum membrane. The transcript has 11 exons.
AGAAGCGAAAAGCGCAUGCGCGUACCGUUGACAGCCGCCGGUUGGUGUUGUUCCAGUUGUGUUGUAGACUCAGGGCAUAUGUAGACCAGAGGCCAGCACAUCAGUUUACCUCUACAGACCGCUGACCUGCACCCAGCCGAGGAGGUCAGAGGAACGAACAGAGAGCAAUCACAGUGAUUGAUGACAAAGUGGACUGAUAGGAGAUGUGUGCCGCUAUCUACAUCGUGUCUACAGUGACGGGGUAUGUGCUCACCUCGGCCCUGCUGCUCAAAUGUCCAACUCUCCUGCACCGGAGGAAGAGGGAGAGGUUCCUCAGCAAGCACAUUUCCCAUCGUGGAGGCGCUGGAGAAAACCUGGAGAACACCAUGGCAGCUUUCAAACAUGCUGUGGAUCUCGGCACAGACAUGCUGGAGCUGGAUUGCCACCUGACGAAGGAUGAGCAGGUUGUGGUCUCACAUGAUGGCAACUUGAAGAGGGUUUGUGGCAUCAAUGCUAACAUCAGCGACCUGACAUAUGCUGAACUUCCCCCAUAUCUCUGCAAGCUGGGUGUAACUUUUCAAAGGGAGUGUUUCUGCGAGGGCGGUGAGGACAAACGUAUCCCACUCCUCAGGGAUGUGUUUGAUGCCUUCCCAAACACUCCCAUCAACAUCGACAUCAAGGUCAACAACGACACACUCAUUAAGAAGGUUUCUGAGCUGGUCGUUAAGUACGACAGGGAGGAUCUGACUGUGUGGGGCAACUCCAGGAACCAUAUUGUCAAAAAAUGUUAUAAGGAGAAUCCCCAUAUUCCAGUUUUGUUCAGUUUUCCCAGGGUGCUGCACCUUCUUGGGCUCUUCUACACAGGCCUCCUGCCCUUUGUGCCCUUGAAGGAGCAGUUUCUGGAGAUCCCCAUGCCCUCCCUGCUAACUAAACUAAAAGAUCCCAGCAGAUUAACGCGGAGUCAGCGGUUGAUUGCCUGGCUUGCAGACACUUUGCUGAUGAGGAAAGCUCUUUUCCAACACUUAACUGCCAGAGGAAUACAGGUGUACAUUUGGGUGCUGAAUGACGAGGAGGAUUUCCAAAGGGCGUUUGACCUGGGAGCCACAGGAGUGAUGACAGAUUUUCCCACCAGGCUCAGAGAGUUCAUGGAUAGGAAUGGCAUUUCUAAACCCCAGUGACCUGCCAACUCCUACCUCUCUCCCUGUCUCCACGGUCAUUAUCCUUCACGCUCGCUGACCUGCCAAACAAGCUCCCCACAUUCACCCACUUUUACUGCACGCAUUCCUGCAGACCUACUUCCACAUUGUGUUGCACAAGUAUGAGACUCCAUUGACUCCCCUUGUAUUGGGGAUGUCUACUUUUAUAGUUGUAGUAAAAGGAAAAUCCCAAGAAGAUUUUAUUUGAGUUGAUACCAAUUAUAAGAGUUGUCGAUAUAUCCAUCAUGUAGCAACAGCCGUGUUAGAGAAUUACAACUAAACCUGGUAUUAAGCAUGUUAGUGCUUACAAAAAGCUACCUGGAAUGGUUGCAUACCUUCAAUGCUGAUUUAUGAGGUUUAUACAUUUAACCCAACAAGUCUCUGAUUAAUUUGACAAAAGCCUAACUUUUCUUACAUGAUACGUGGAUUUGGAUAAAACCCUCGUAAAAUGUGAAGGGUGUUUAUGAGCUAUAAAAACAAAACAAAAACUAAAGCAGUUAGAUCUGUCAAGCUGCUAUAAAACAAGCUUUCAUAAACACAAGGUUCACAUGUAACCAUUUACUGAACCAUUUUCACAAUCAACUAAUGUUGUAGCACAAACUAUAUUAAAAAAAACACAUUUUUAAGCUUCAAAUAUAUAAUUUUGCAAGCAAUUGUAUUUUUUAUUUUAAACAUUUAAGUUAAUUUAUUUCAUUAGUUAAAUUCAGUGGGACUCAGAGUGAUGCCUUUGAAGUGUUCAUUCCUGUUCAACCUGACUUUACACACGUUGGUCCUCUGAAAGUUAUGUUCAUGUACAAAAUAGAACAUGGACUCCUUAAAUUACUGCAUCAAAGCUGAUGAAGUGUUAAGGAAGAUUCAAUUCUGCUUUAAAAAUGACCAUCGGCUCAUCUGCAUGGUGUCCCUUGUCUUCCUCUUUCCAAGAGGCAAUAACAUGACCAUUCUGUUCCCUUUGUCUCAAACUAGGGAAAAUUAAUUGUGUCAUUGUUGAAAGAUUUUGGGUUCAAUUCCAGCUUCCUCCCCUGACAUAUGUUGAUAAAAACUUUUCUUCCCCUAACAUGACUGACAGCUAAAAAAAAAACAUUGAAGGGGGAAAUCUUGGUUUACGUGAUAAUCAAUGUCUAAACUAUUUGUAUUACACCUGCUGUAUCAUAUCCCUUUUUGAGUUGUUGUGUUUUGUUCCCCUAACAUUAGACGUGCACUGAAAACAGUGCUGGGUGUUGUAGGAAGUCAACACCUAACACUGGUGUGUUGGCUUCCUUCAACAAAGUGGGACAAAAUGACCACCAAAAUAUAUUCAGCUAGUUUUAUCAGAUCUGAGUUUUGACAUUAUUAUGUGAAAAUGUAUUUUCUUACAACUUAUCAUGUGGUUUUACUGUUCAAAUAUUGAACAGUAGGUAUAGCGUUGGUUUCUUAGGCUGCUGUAUCUUGAAUCAGGCUAUUGUGUGGCCUUUGCAAUAAAAAACGUUUGUCGACAGCUGAAAGAAAAGUUUAUAUGAAAGUCAAAAAUGUCCUAAAAAAAGCAGAAGUCCUCAGUUUAAAGGUCCCACUGUUCUGUAGUUACAGGAAACUUGAAAGAGACAAACCCAUUGUUAUUGUUCUCUGUACUACCCAGCAGCAGUUUGUUGGUUUUGUUGUAUUUUGAUAUGUAGAAAUGUCUGUUUAGCAUUUUUUUUUUCUUACAUCAAAUGAAUAUGUUGCUCAUCUGUGACUUGAGAGAAGAGUUUUGCACAAUUUCUGAAUCUUUUAUCUUCUCUUGUGUCUUUGAAACAGUGAACAUAUUUAAAUCAUAUGUCUGAUUUUAAUCUUUAGAUGAUAUGCCAGCCCAAUAGAGCUAAAUUAUGUUUCUGAUAUUUAACUUCUCUGCUGUUUUUGAAGCUGCAAUGUAUUAAAAACCGCAAGACAAUGAUAUCCUGGCACCAAAUACUCCUGCACUGAUGUUGUAAGGAGGGUGUAAUAGGGUUACUACACAUAUAUAUACCAAUGAUGUUUUCUGAUCUAAACAUGUGACCACAUGUUUGUAAUGAAUGUAGUUAUGAUUGAAUGUAUUAUGAGAUGUUUGGUAUUUUGCUGUGGGAACAGAGUUUCUCUUUUGUUUACUGCUUUCAUCAGAUUACUUUCAUAGUGUUUCUUGAGUUGCACAAUUUUAUUUUAUUUUUUUAUUUUUUGUGCUGAACCCGAUCUACUAUUGGUGAAAUUAUUGUGCUGUAUUUGGUGUCCUUUUAUUCUUCAUGCUUCAAACAAGCGGCUCUGUUUGAACAGCAUCAGUCUGUGGGACUAGGCACCUUGGAUUUUUCAAAGCCUUAUCCCACAGUCUAUAUUAUCUCUAAUUUCAUUGAUUUAGAGAAAAUAAAAAGUGAAUUUUCAUCCACAUGAA